Messenger RNA from Mercenaria mercenaria, 5861 nucleotides. RefSeq names its product focadhesin-like. The coding region runs from base 139 to 4440 and encodes 1433 amino acids. The transcript has 31 exons. Lineage: Eukaryota; Metazoa; Mollusca; Bivalvia; Venerida; Veneridae. Gene Ontology annotation, biological process: regulation of post-transcriptional gene silencing. The record is from RefSeq and is a predicted model, not a curated record.
UGCUUUGAAAAAUGGACAUUGUGCAUAUCUCCUCUCUCUGCUGGACUGGUUUCCUUGGCAACAAUUCAUGUCAUAGCAACCCAACAGACUGUCGCCACAGCUACACAAAAGAUCCUGACAUCACUGGCUUCGGAGGUCAUGGCAAUGCUGGAAGAAUACAAAGUGGAUUCAUCUGAGGAAUAUGAGCCUGCAGUGAAUAGAAACUUGUUGUCAAGCAUGGGGUAUGAGACACAUGCAUUUGUACAGUUGGCACGUUCCUUUUCCAAAAAUACAGCAGCACUGAAGACAUGGCUCAUAACCAUACAGAAACACAUCUCAAGGAUGAAGACUGUAUCUCCAUGUUUGACUAAUCUACUAGUUUCUGUAUUGCUGAAAUUGCCAGACACAGAAAUCAGUGUACUAGUUAUUGACAGGCUGUCUGAUGUGGUGAAAUGUGACCCUGCUCAGGGCCUGUACCUGCUGCCUGUUUACCUGUAUGUAGCAGGAAAAAGUAAUUGCCCAGCUGUGAGGUUACACACACUGAAUGCCUUACCAAAACUGGCUACUCAUAAGUUUAAUGUAGCACCAGUCUUGAAAACCAUCUUGAAUUUGGCACAGUCUCCAAAGCUAAAGAGUUUAUCAAUAAAACUUCUGACAGAGUUGUGGGCCUUGCAGGACAGAUGCUUUCCACAUUUGCUGAAGGCCAUUACAGGGAAAGAAAAAGGAUCUGUCCCCAUGGCAACAGUGACUGAUGAUGUCAUAUUAGCAAAAGCCUCAGCAAUCAAAGAGAUAUGCAAACUAAGGCCAGAACAGCAUGGAGCCGAGAUGCUAGGACCCCUAUCGGAGAUUCUCAAUUUGAGUACUGAUGUUCGAAGUGCUCCAGCAGCAGCUCUUUGUCUUGAAGCACUCUACUAUGUCUGUGAAGCAGAGAUGAUAGAUAUCAUGUCUGCUUGGAGAGUACUGGAGGCUCAGCUGAUAACUGACAAAAGAGUUGUUGUCAUAGUGAAGGUGUGUGAACUUCUUUCUCUGGUACCCAGCCUUCAAGUCAAAAGUGAUGAGUAUGAGGUGUUUCUAUUAGAAAGUAUGCGUAGAUUAUGGCUGUAUACUCAGAGUAACAAUGAGAUGGUGAUAUCAGCUGCAUACAAAGCUCUGUCUAAAUACAACCACAAAUACUUCAAAAUAUCUCAUUUCCAGUACCAGAUUGUGAAAGAGUAUGUAGAUCAGGCAGAGGCAAUCCUGGCACAGAAUGAGAACGAAGAAGACACCAUAGAUUCUGUGAUGCCAUUUGUACCUGGCCUCUGCUACACUAGGCUGCUGUCACAAUUGAAUGAUUCAACUUUAACAGGGUUUCAAGAUUUUUUGUCUGCUAUGGUGGCACAGGAAGCUGACAAUCUUCCCAGAGGUAUAUACUUCACAUCACUACGACAACGAGGAGCUGUAACCAGUCAGGGCAAAGAAAUGGCUAAGAUUCCUAGUUUUGUCCAAUCACAGUAUGAGAAAACUAAACAACCGGGUUUGAGGCCAAAUCUGGCAGUGGCAUUACUGUUUAGCUAUGACCCUCAAGUAGAGGUGGGGCGUGAUGGGAGACCAAGAAAACACUAUGUUAUAUCACAUGGCAAGAAUUACCAGCAGACGUUCAAUACGUUGCUGCAAGAUGUACCUGUACAGCCGUCAGAAUGGUACCGCACCUCGCGUAUGGGGAAGGCUUGGAUGGCAUUUGUAGACAGACUGUUUGCAGCAAUGUUACAGGCAAGAAAGGCAGAGAUAGACUUACAGUUGAACAGAGAUUUCAUUGAUGAGAAUGAAGCUGAGGAAAAGAAAGCCUCUGCUUGGCUGUGGGUGAGAGAUAGUAUUGUUGAGGUCGUAAAGAAGUCAACAAGGAGCAAUCCAUCGGUCCAGUUUAAUGCAGUUCUAGCUCUGUCAGGACUUGCACAUAGCGUCCAUAGGUACAUGGCCAGUUUGGAUGCAGAUGAAAAGAAAAGUUUGGAUGAGGUCUUGGAACACACGAGCCAUUCUCAUUGGCUGAUAAUGAUGAUUGACAGCUGCAUGUCUUUGAUUGAUUUUACCUACACACCUAAGUCAGCAUUGUUUGGAUUGUGUCAACAGCGUUCUGUGGACGACAGACUUCCAGCAAGUAUAUUAGCCCAGGCUGCAGCCAUAUUAGCACUGUGCCAGAUAACAUCUUUGAUUGUAAACAGUUAUGUUGAACUUGUCUAUCAACUUCUGGACUUAUUGAUACAGUGGUUACCGAGGCAACAGACUGAUGAAGAAUGUCCACCUGUCUUGUAUUUCUUCCGUAGUUACAGUCUUGGAGUUAUGCUUGAACAGCUUAUUACAUCAAACUUUACAGAAAUUGCAGGUUCCAAAGGUAGUUUAGCAGUAUGGAAAGCCUUGGACAGUUUAGAAGAGAGUUGCCUGUCCCAGAAUCAACACAGGACUGGAUCAUUUUUAGGCUUGUCUGUCUGUUUGGGAGCACUUUGCCGUGAUGGCAAAACAGAGUCCAGAGUGCACAUGUCUGCUGUUCAUACAAAACUGCAAGAUGCUGUCAAAGUAACACAGGUGGAUGAUUCUAAUUUGCAGGUCCUUUGUACAUGUAUAGGUUUAGUGUGUGCAAUGGGAUAUAUGUCUAACAUCCUUGACAAGAAUUUCAUUGAUGAAACUGUUGCCAUGAUGCAGGGGCUCCAAGAAAACAAUGCACAGAGUGCAGGAGUGUGUAUAGCCCUGGGAUGUGUCUGUUAUGCUGCAGAGACAGGAGGCCAUCCUGCCAUUGGCCAGUUAAAGCAAAAACUGAUAUUUGAUUGGACGAAAUCCAUAAAUGGUGCUGAAUGUUCAGAGUUAGAGAGAGUAGCCUCCCUGUAUGGCUUGAUGUCAGUAAUGGGAUAUAAUGGAUUACAUGUAAAUGAUGAAGUAAAAUCAUCACCUGCUUCAGCUGUUGGUGUAGAUUCCUUUAUAAAGUCUUUAAGAGAUCUUGUGAGUUCUUGUGACCUUGUUGGUAUCCAGGCAACAGCUAGCUGGUUGCUAGGCAACAUGUACAUGGCAGCUUCAAGCACCAACUACAGUUCAUCAGCUGCACCAGGCACAUAUAGUUAUCUACAAGAAAGUAGUGUACUUAGAGCAGUGGUUGACUUUCUUAUUCUGGCUGGUAGACAAGGUCCUGAAUUCAUACCAAGUGAGCAAGUGAGAGUAUGCCUGAUCAGCCUACAAAGGGAAGUAACUGCAACUUUACCACCACUCAGUUGGAUGGGAAUUUUUUCCCCCUUAAUGAAAUUGCCAUUUGAUGAAGAUGUAAAGUUGUGUUGUAUCCAGCUAGCUGUCAAGUUGAGCAGUUCAGCGUCAUCUGCAGCGCUAUUUUUAGCAGCAUGGAUUGUACCCCCACUCUUCAACACCCUUCCUAUGAGGUGUCAGUGUCUGCUGCUGUCUUCUGCCAGUCAUUAUGUGAAAACAGUCACCCCUGGUGUCCUCAAGACGUUCCUUGAUAAAUGUUGUAGACCGGUUUUCUCAAAAUCAUCUGCCUUGACUGGAAGCUCUGAAGGGAAAGUGCUCAAGUUAGCUGUUUUAAAGGGACUGUACUCUGCACUUUCUGUCCAUGAUCCACCAGAAUCAGUGUCAGCAUUACUUUUUGACAUGAUGGAAUUUGUUUACAAAGAAACUAGCGAAGAAACUGAUGUUGAUGUGUUGAUAAAUCUGGCUGAGUGUUUAAGACAUAUACCAGAUACCAUGCUGGACAAGUUGACCACUGACGACUGUAAGGACAGGCAUUCUGUCAUCAGAGGGACGUUCAUUCGUAGUUUUCUUGUCGGUAAUGGAGACCAGCCUGUCACACUACUGAAUAGCUGUAUAGAUGCUGCUUUCAAUAUAGAAUGUGAAAGAAACACAGUGUUGUGGUACUUGAUACACGGUUUCCAUCGUAUGAUGUCUUUAGAGGGAACCAAGUCAUCAGUGAUACAGUGUGUACAAUGGCUGCACGAAAUUGCUGGCCACUGUCGCAACAUCGCCACAGGAACCUUCAAACCAGCAGCCGCAAAUGCUGAUAUCGGCAAGAUUACAGGAUUCACUGUCAGUGUUAUAGCUGCUGCAGUAUGUUUGUGGACGGCCAAGUCAUCUACUGCUUCCCUCAUUGGUGUGAACUUUGAUCUUUUCACUGUUCCGUCAUCUGGUUGUAAGGAGAUUUCUGAUUGGAUGGACACCCAUCUUGUGGAACAUAAGCAAGAAAUUGAUUGGUUUACUGGUGUUGGACCACUAGAAUGUUUACCAAUUUGCAUACAGAAACUUACGUCUGAGCCUUGGAUUCAGAUUUUGCAGAAGAUACUUGAAUGGCAUACUGCAUUGUUGGAAACAGCAGAUGAGAUCACAGUCAAAGACAUUAAGAGAAAACUUAUAGAGAGCCUCUGCUGUUUACGACAUAGUACGGAGUAUAAAAAGUUGGCAGUGUGGACAAAGACAGUGAUGUUAACAGUCUGAGAGCAUGGAGUAGGAGUUUCAGCAGUUGGGCAACAAAGGGAAUGUUUGAUGUUUAGGCCCUGUUAAUUUUAAUUCUAUACCUGCAUUAUUAAACAAAAUGAACUUUAUUAUCCUCCACCAAAUGGAGAUUGACAUAGCUUUGGUGUUGUUCAUCCUGUUCAUCUCGAGUCAUACCUAAAGCAGUGGUUUGGAGUAUUUAAGUUAAACAUGGUAGAAAUAUUAAUUCUUGCAUAAAAACUACUUUUUUCACUGGAUCCACUUGUAUAUUUAUAGGAGAAAAAUUGUGUAUUUACAAGGCGAUUCACAUGCUGUUGAUACAAGAUUUUUAUUUUUGAAAUGCUUUGCCAGGGACGGACAUUUAUUCCUGUGCAGAUGGACAACUGGUAUCUGCGUCUAUUUUCUUCCAUAAUUACCUCUUUGUAGCAUAAAAGAUGCAGUCUAAUCUAUAGUAUGUUUUGCUGUAUUAGUUACCAACCAAAAUCUCCCCUGCAGAUCAAGCAAUACUUCCUGGCUUCUCCCUCAGUUGACUCCCUUUUGAAUUCAGCAUUUGUUAGAAGUUUUGUCAAUAACAGUGAAUGUUUUGAAUCAUGUGUAACUUGUACGAUUGUUUGUUUUAGGAAUCAUAUUAAUGAUUUUUGGAAGUAUUAGUCCGUGUGUUUUUAUCUAAUUUCUUGCAGAAUUCAUAUAAAUCUUGAAAGCUUGUCAAUACAUUCGUACUCAUCCAUACUGGAAAUGUGUUUGUCAAAAUAACUUGAAUGUAAAGUUAUUAUUCUUGAAAAUGUGUUCCUGUUAACCAACUUUUGAAGUACAGUCAAACCUGUCUAUAAAGACCACCCUCGUAGAGCAAAAAUGUGGUCUUUAUUGGGAGGUGGUCUUUAUUCCCAGGUUAAAAUGCACUAUUAACCCUUACCAUGCUAAAUUUCUAUAAUGAACUUGUCUAUCUUUCAAUUUGGACAGUACCAUAAACUGUAAAAAGGGGUGCUUACCAAAAAAGAUACUGACUGAAUGGUGAACAGUGCAGAUUUUGAUCAGACUGCACAAAUGUGCAGGCUGAUCAUUAUCUACCCUGGUCACAAAGACAGAAUCAAUUGUGUCCAGCAUGAUAAAGGUUAAUGUUAAAAUGGGAAACAAAACAUGUGGUCUUUCGAGCCAGGUGGUCUCUGUUCAGAGGUGGUCUUUAACACAGGUUUGACUGUACAUUUAAUAUGCAAAAUUAUAGGUAAUGUCAUGUUUGUAAUAGUGAGAAAUAAAAGAAUCGUUUAAAAACCUUCAAUAUAUAUUCUCGGUAGUUUUGUUGAUUUGUCGACCCCAGUUAUGAAAAUAUGUUUACCAUUUUCAAGAACAACAGAAUGGUAAUUAAAUAUUAUACCAGAAUCACAAAGUCAUCACAUGUGAAAACAAUAAAUUUUGUCUUUGUGUCA